CCCUCUCUUCCAAACAUACAUUACCUACUCUCUACCUUCUUCGGUGGGCAAACAGAAUAUUCUGGGGCAAGAGAUGGGUGAUAUCCAAAGUGUUGUUGUCUCGAUCUCAGCUGUCUCUGAGAUUCUGGAAUGCAAGCGUACUUUUUCAAGUCUCUCGACUAGCAAUACCACAUCAUCUCUCGCCACCACCAAGACACGUCGACCUCCACGUGUAACAAGCACUGAGAAGGUCCGCGAGCUAGUGCGACUGGCAAUAACAAGACUCCGAGUUCUUAUGAGCGAGAGGAAGGGUACGCGCAGGCCGAUCUCAGAGAAGGGCCUGUUCUCCUACAACUAUGUCGAGCCCUUUUUCAACUGGUGGGGCGCAAACUACCGUGUUCUCACCACACAAUGUCUCGGCCGAGUUGAAGCCUCCGAUGCUCUGGAUUCAGUGACGAAGCUUCAACUGUGCUUGGAAGCACUGCCGGUGUCUGACACCCAGGCUGUUCCCCUUCUCCGAGACGAAACACAUCAUGCAAUCGCAGACUUCUUUGGAGCGGAAUUUUGCUUCACCACCAGCACUGGGUAUGGGUCUAACUACAUCGCGCUGCCAGCGUUGAUAGAUUGCUGUACUGUGGUCAUCAUGGAUGAGAACUGCCACAACUCGAUGUUCACUGGCGUGUUUCUAGCUUCCUCGCCAAACCUGCGAAAGUUCAAACAUAACAACAUGGAGCAUCUCGAGACUUUACUCAGCGGGUGUAUCGAUGAGUCUAUCAACGUCAUCGUGGCCAUCGAAGUAUGGAAGCCGAUGUGCCCCCCCCUAGAUCUCAUUCAUCGGCUGAAGAAGGACUACAACUUCACUCUUUAUUGCAACGAGGCGCACUCUUUCCUCUCUCUUGGAAAGACGGGCCGCGGAUGUCUCGAAUACUGGAACGACCACCACCCAGAGAGCCCGUUGCCCUGGGACCUAAUCGACAUUCGCACCGGUACACUCUCCAAAGCUGUCGGUGGUAUUGGAGGUAUUAUCGUCGGCAAGUCCGUUUUCAAGGACAUCAUCAGAGAGCGCAUCGAUGGCCUUGACGAACAGGACAAUGUCUCCUUGCCUAGCUCGACCAUGGCUCAGACGUUAUGGGUACUCGGUCAACCACAUCGAAUCAGCCGCAACCUCCAACGACUUGCCGAAAUUGCGCGCUUCUGUCGCGAAGAGUUGGAACACUUUGGCAUAUUCGUUUAUGGUGACGUCGGUACGCCAGUUCUACCGGUCUACACCGGCAGACCCAGCGUUUCUGCGAAGCUGUCUUACGCCCUGAGGUGCGACGGACUACUUGCGACACCAGUUUGCACUCCAGCAGUGCCAUUUUGGGAGAGCAGAGUUCGUAUCAACCUUUCGGCGGACUUUACAGACGAGGAGGUGAACAAACUUGUUCAUGCUGUUGUUAUCUGCGCUGCAGGAAGCGUGGGUAUGGGGAGGAUGAGAAAGAUUUCUCGUUCCUUUUUCAAGACCGACACAGAAGUUCUCGCUGCGGAUGAGGGCUGCAACGAGGCUUCGAAGGUCUUUGACUGGGUACGCAGCUUGGUCAAGAUGGAUGCUGCCAUGGGCCCGCACAGCGAUCAGAAACAGCUUUUUGAUGGUACUUGUGGUCCUCGGAUCCUCGACAUAGGUCAUGGAUCUCGUGCUCAGUAUGGCAUUGGAGCGGGCGGUGCCAGAUGGAUUUGUGGCACGUUUCCUCCACACCUUGUGGUUGAAGACCUGAUUGCUCGUGCCACGGUUAUGGAGGCCGCCUUGACCUAUGCAGACGCUCCUAUAGGGUUGGCUUCCACCAUCGCAGCUCUUUCACGCCCUCUGAUAGGACAUACGAAGCAUUUCAUGCUGUUUGAACGAGGCGCGUCUCAGUUUGUUCGCGAUGGUCUUGCAAUGGCAUCGAAGAAGGAUGCCCCUACUCUGCUAGGAUACGUUGACCUCUUUCAACUGGUCCAACAGGUCAGAAAGCUCUAUCGGAGAAACGCAAUAUUGUGUCUUACGGUAUACGUCCGCGUCGGAGAGGACUCGGCUCAUCACCUGCUUUCUUCUAUCCUAGAAGAGAUUGCUGCCAUCACAGGUCCGGAGUCGGUUAUGAGCAUCCUCCUCCAUUGCACUUGGAUCCAAGACAACUUAUCGUUUCCCCUUCCUGUGAGAAUAUCCACGUCUUGGUUUGCGGCUCUUUCAAUCGCAUCUUUGGCCUACCAAGCAGGGUUUCUCACCGGACCACAGAGCUUAAUUCGAGAGCUCCGAUACACGAGCAGGGGCUACAUGUUCACUACUUCCCCACCGCCAUUCGUCAUGGAUAUGUUGCGGAGUGCUCUUGAGUGGAAUCUUUGAGUAGGGGCUCUGAAAGAGGCUUGCACAUGCGCACUCUUGCCGCAAGAUAGUAGGUAGGAAAUUGCAUCACUACUAGUAUGCUACUCUUAAUUCUGAAAUCAUCC
Molecule: messenger RNA, 2442 nt
Organism: Colletotrichum phormii
Lineage: Eukaryota; Fungi; Ascomycota; Sordariomycetes; Glomerellales; Glomerellaceae
Product: aminotransferase class I and II
Exons: 3
Coding region: 74-2338 (754 amino acids)
Biological process (GO): sphingosine biosynthetic process; ceramide biosynthetic process
Cellular component (GO): endoplasmic reticulum
Molecular function (GO): pyridoxal phosphate binding; serine C-palmitoyltransferase activity
Source: RefSeq, a predicted model, not a curated record